CCUAGAAUAAUAAGGUUCUAUCUGACAUUUUUGUCAAAAUUGAGUUAUUUACAUAUUCCUAUUCUGGCAUAACUUGUGAACAUUAUUUAAGGUGUUUUAAAAAAAAAAAAUACAUUUUGGGUGUUUUUUUUCUGAAAACAAAAAGGUUCUAUCUACAAAGUUAUUCUCAGACUUGGUGUUAUAAGGUUCUAUGUGUGGCCCAAUCAUCUUUUGGAAUAUUCAUAGAAGGACCAAUCAAAUACUGUCUUUUUAUUGUGCCAGGAGGCUGUCUAUUUCCCUCCAGUAGGCUAGGCUAUUUAGAACUAAGCUGGAAAACUGGAAAAAUGUCUCGCAAAACUGAAGCCAAAUUUAAUCGUAAUUUAAGGGUUCAUGAUUUCCUGGAUGAUCUAACAAAUAACAGGUGAGUUAUCUUCUUAAAAACACUUUUGUUUCAAUUUUAGUUGAGGAAAUUGUCUAGUUGAGGGAAUUGUCAUUGUCAUUGUCAUUAAAACCUGACAAAUUAUUAUUAUUCCUGUGCAGUAUUAGCUGAGGACAUAAUCACUAGCUACCAAAUAGGAUAGCGCUAGCUAGCAGUAACUAGUCUUAGAACAUGAUACUUAUUAAUCAAGUUGGAAAUGAUGUUUGUUAGAAAUGUAUUGGAUAUGACUGAAUUAACAGUUGCAUUAUAGGCUUUCGAUUUUGCUGAGGUCAACUUUUAGAAUUAGGUCAUGUUAGCGAAUGCUAGCGCUAGCUAACGCUAGCUAGCAGUAACUAGUCCUAGAACAUGAUCCUUACUAAUCAAGUUGGAUAUUAUGUUUGGCUAAGAAAAUGAUUGUAUAUGACUGAAUUUCCAUUUAUAGUUGCAUUAUAGGUUUUCUUUUUUUCUGAGGUCAACUUUUAGAAUUAGGGCAUGUUAGCUAAUGCUAGCUAACGUUAGCUAGCGCUAGGCUCAGCAUAAUAAAAAUCUGAUGUUUGACAAGGCAUUGUUUGUAUGUGACUAUUUUUUGCCCUAAUGGUGUUGUAAUGUGUUUGUAGAGAGGAAAAUGCCAGGCGGGGGAAAAAGAAAAGAAAGAGAUCACCUGCUGGAGGGACUGGAGCUUGUAAAAAGGCUUGUGACAUGGAGCCAGAUGCUGGGCCAGCUAAAGAUGGAGUGAGGGCAAAAUUUGCAACCCCGGACCAUGGAUCUACAUCUGAAGAGCUGGGGACUGUGGAGGACAUUUCUGGGAUGCUGGUGGAGGUAGCAGCAGUUGAGCAGGAGUUGGGGUCUGCAGACAACUUGCAUGUGAUUGUAAAAGAAGAGCUGGGGGCUACAGACAUCAUGUUUGGGACUGUAAAGGAGGAUUUGGUUGCGGCAGACAUUCUGGUUGGGACUGUGGAGGAGGAGUUGGGGGCUACAGACAUUCUGGUUGGGACUGUGGAGGAGGAGCUUGUAGCUGCAGAGGAGUCAGGCAUGGCAGGAGAGGAGCUAGGGGGCACACUUACCAACUCAGAACCAAAGAAAAAGACCAGAAAAAGAGCAUUAAAUCCAUCUACAUGGAAAGCAAAUAUUCGCAAGAGGCUACAUCAAGAGGGCAAAGAAUACACUAAUGCAAGCAAUGCAAAAGUUCCAGCCAAAAAAGUAAGGUCACAAAAAAACUGUGCUCUCUCUUGUAAAUUUAAAUGUGCACAGAAGGUAACCCCUACUGAAAGGGAACAAUGUUUCUUAGACUACUAUAAAUUGACACAAAACAGGAAACAUGACUACAUUGCAAUGACAACAGAAUGUGCGAUGAAAGAAAGGCAAACAUGCUGCGAAUCACAAAGAAAACGCACAUUCUCAUUUAAAUACUUCCUGAAUGUUGAGAGUGAGAGGAUUAGAGUGUGCAAAUCAUUUUACCUGGGCACACUGGCAAUUAGUCAGAAGCCAAUUUACAACACACAUUUUAAAAAAAACCAAACGACUGGCAUGCCAAAACCUGAUUCUAGAGGGAAACAUGCAAAACGUGGGAUAGAUCUCCAACUGAAAGAGCAGGUCCGGGAUCACAUCAGGUCUUUCCCUGUUGUUGAAUCUCAUUACUGCAGGGCUAGGACAGAGAGGCAGUAUCUGGAAUCUACGCUCAAUCUGUCCCGAAUGUAUGAUCUUUACAAACGUAAAUGUCUGGAAGAAGUUAGUACACCUGUAAAGGAGUCUUUCUAUAGAUUCAUUUUCAACUCCGAGUUCAACAUCAGUUUUCACAUUCCUAAAUCAGAUAGGUGUGAUCGGUGUGAAUCUUAUCAGACAGCUCUUGACCAGAAUCUUCUUAGCCAAGAUGCUGAGAGCACACAGAAGAAACACAUUGCCGACAAAACUGCCAUGCGCCAAGAGCGUCAGGCAGAUAGGGAUGCUAAAAACACAUUAGUAGUGUGUUUUGACCUUCAGAAUGUUAUAAACUGUCCACGUGCAGAGAUCAGUUCUUUUUUCUACAAACGAAAACUGAACUUGUACAAUCUUACAGCUCAUAGCUCUCUAUCAAAGAAAGGCUAUUGUGCGAUAUGGACAGAGGGGAUGUCAGGCAGGGGGGCUAACGACAUUGCAAGUGCCUUUGUUAAAAUUUUAGACCAAAUUAUUCUUGAUCACCCAGAUGCCACAAGCAUAAUUACAUGGAGUGACAGCUGCGUGCCCCAAAACAGAAACUCAAUAAUGGCAUUUGCUAUGGCAGAAUACUUGACACGCAAUACUAAGAUACAUCAGAUCACAAUGAAAUAUUCUACCCCGGGUCAUUCUGCUGUACAGGAGGUAGACAAUAUGCAUAGCCAAAUUGAGAAGGCAAUGGCGCUCUCUGAAUUUUACUCUCCCGUCUCAUUCUUGAGAUUGUUACUGAAAGUCAACAGGAACAACCCGUACCGAGUAAUACAGAUGAGAGAAUCAGAUUUCUUUGACUUUCACGCAUGUUCCAAAAUGUUCAAGUACAAACAGGUGCCAUUUUCGGAAGUGUGUCAGCUCGGAUUUGAUCAGUGCCCAUAUAAACUUAGCUAUAAAAAAUCACAUGCUGCCCAUGCUUCAGAGGUAACAUUAGACAUUAGGGGGCCGAGUAAAACUAGAAAGUUGGCACCUACAUGUACGCUACCAAAGCCAAGAAGGCUUCCUAAACAGGGCUGUAUUCCAGAGUCAAAGAUGAAAGAUUUAGAGUCAAUGUUCAGAUUCAUGCCCCAAACAGACAGAGAGUAUUACUGUGCUAUGAUUAAAUGAUUUUCCUUUUUAACUGUGGAUGAAUAAGUGAAUAGUGAUGUAUGUGAAUAGUAAUUGAUACUAUAUCUAUUUUUAUUGCAUGAAAUGAUUUACAAAUGAGCUCCUUAGUGUUGAUGAAUAAGUGAAUAGAAUGUGAUGUAAGUAUGUGAUGCAUAUUAAUUGUAAGUGAUACUAUGUAUAUUUUUAUUGCAUGAAAUCAAUUUCAAAUGAGUUCCUUUUGAGGUGUUGAUGAAUAGGUGAAUAGUAUGUGAUGUAAGUAUGUGAUGCAUAUUAAUUGUAAGUGAUACUAUGUAUAUUUUUAUUGCAUGAAAUCAAUUUCAAAUGAGUUCCUUUUGAGGUGUUGAUGAAUAGGUGAAUAGUAUGUGAUGUAAGUAUGUGAUGCAUAUUAAUUGUAAGUGAUACUAUGUAUAUUUUUAUGGCAUGAAAUCAAUUUAAAAUGAGUUCCUUUUGAGGUGUUGAUGAAUAGGUGAUUAGUAUGUGAUGCAUAUUAAUUGUAAGUGAUACUAUGUAUAUUUUUAUUGCAUGAAAUCAAUUUCAAAUGAGUUCCUUUUGAGGUGUUGAUGAAUAGGUGAAUAGUAUGUGAUGUUUGUAUGUGAUGCAUAUGAAUUGCAAGUGAUAUUUAUAUUGCAUGAAAAUGGUUUUCAAAUUAGCUUCUUUUUACAGUAAGUAGCCUGGGUUUGAAAUACAGUGUUCAUAAGCAAAACAUCUGAAUGAGUACUCGUGUUCUUCUGGCAGUAUUGAUAUACUGUAGGUGUAUUGUUGUAUGACGUGUUUCACAUUUAAAUUGUUUAAAAAAUAUUUGAUAAACUAUCAAUAAAGACUGAUUGUAAAUAUU
Clupea harengus (Atlantic herring) is the source of this 4022-nucleotide messenger RNA. RefSeq lists its product as uncharacterized. Bases 1097 to 3187 code for a protein of 696 amino acids. The record is from RefSeq and is a predicted model, not a curated record. The transcript has 2 exons. Lineage: Eukaryota; Metazoa; Chordata; Actinopteri; Clupeiformes; Clupeidae.